Rhizoctonia solani is the source of this 2964-nucleotide messenger RNA. RefSeq lists its product as uncharacterized. The transcript is spliced from 9 exons. Bases 1 to 2964 code for a protein of 987 amino acids. The record is from RefSeq and is a predicted model, not a curated record. Gene Ontology annotation, molecular function: protein heterodimerization activity. NCBI's taxonomy places the organism in Eukaryota, Fungi, Basidiomycota, Agaricomycetes, Cantharellales, Ceratobasidiaceae.
AUGCCUGACAGAGCCCCUGCGUAUGUGAGUGCGCGAUCAGCGGACGAGAUCCUGUCAAGUAUCAGACCGACGAGGAUCAAGAGCGAGUCUCUACGGUCCCUCAACAUAUUUCUCGAUGAAUUGUUAUGGCUUAUUUUACACUCGGCCCGUUCGCUCGCCACCAACCGACUCAAGGCUGGGCUAUUGCAGAUCAUGCCGGGCACUGUCGGCAAGGACGCUAUUCUCGAAGCUGAAGUCGAACUCCGAGCAUACCGCCAACGUUCUCCGAGUCUAGGCCCCGAGGAGCAAGGGCUUAAACAAGCUGAAUUCCCCCUUCAGCCAACAUUCGAGCUCCUUCGCCAAAAAUGCGAGGCAUAUUGCACGUUGGGAGACCUCGAAGAAAAUGUGGUUGUCGAAUCAGCCCUGCAAGAGAAGAUGCUCGGCGGGGGGCCCUCCCUGUACUUGACCGCCAUUCUAGAGCAUAUCUGCGAGCACGUAUUGAAUAAUGUGGGGCAAGUAGUAGCCAGAGACAGCAGUCGAGGGACGGCCUAUUCUCUGGACGUCUACACUGCACUCUGCGAAGACGCUACGAUAUACCCGCUAUUCAAAACCAUGAAAGUACACGAGCAAAUAGAGGCUCAAUCUCGCGCAUUUAGACCAUCACAUCGCGGCUCUUCAUCCAUCAGUGGAGGGAUACGCACGAGGUCCAUUUCCCGUGUGAAGCCGGACGAAGAUCUGGGUCCUGCUCGCAAAAUGAGCAUACCCACCUCACCGAGCGCCAUGCCUACCGCUUCCUCCCCCACCAACACCUCUUCGUCAUUAUUCAGUCGACGACCGUCGGCAGACGUGGUUCUGACAACCGGUGUACCUGCCCAAUCCAGCUCCAGCAAAUCCUCACUAGAACGGACGCGAACAUCACUAGAACGCAUUACAGGGAAGAAAUCCAUGGAGCGCUCAAAUUCUACCCGGGCAGGGGACAAGAGUGGCCGGGGAAUAAAGCUGUUCGGUAAGGGAAGCGGUCGUCAUUCCUCGGAAGAUGUGCCGAGCAACCAUAUGGCCCCUUUCCCGAGCAUCUCGGUGAAAGAAUUGCCCACCGAGCAAUCAGCUGCCUCUCAGUCUGGUGGUACCCGCCAGGGCACCGUGUUUGAACAGGGUCCGAAUCGUGAAUCUGACGCAGGCGACGAAAGCGAUGGUCCCUACGCACAAGAUUUUGACGAACUUAUGCGCUCAGGCGCUACAAUGAAAGUAUCCUUGACACCCGAUCGUCUAAAAACAUUCGAGGUGUUUUCAAAGCAGAAAAAGUCGCGCGGACAACUUCCAGACAACUCCCCCCCUCCUCCGCUUCCUACUCCCCGCUCUCCCGACUCGACCGCCAUGAGCCCCGUGCCACGCAUAUCCUCUGCCCCCCGCGACGUCGACGCCAUCAUGGAGGCUGACGAAUCGGGAACACGGUCCCGGGCGCAAAGCCUCGCCCCGCAAUUUCUGUCAGAAGAACCCUCGAUCCCUGCCGUGGUUGUCCCAGCCGUCCCAGCUGUCCCGGGACGGUCAAGAUCCCAUACGGAAUCUGGCUCUACCCGGCCCUCGAUCGGAACAAAACCCUCGAAUGGACCCGGUCUCUUGCGCAAAGCCUCAUUCAACGGUUCAUCACGCACCCGCUCCGGUUCUGAUACCACCCCACCAAACGAACCUUCUGUCCGCACUCGCAAGGUUUCCGAAGCACCCAAACUGGCUACUAUGGCUGCGAGCCCGGUACGAAAGCGCGGCCCAGCCCGCCGCCGUGAGUCGAUGGAUUUGGACGACAUCAUUAACGAGCCCAUUACCCCUCGACGCGGUGGUGGUGGCAGUGGUGGUGCGCUUGUCGCCAAACCUGCGCACCAGACGGCCAACACACGCGACCUCAUCGACUUUUUGUCCGAAGGUCCACCAGGCCCGUCUCCUCACAUUGCGCGCUCAGCUAGCCAGGGAACCAUCGACCCCGUUGGCCCUGCCGUCAAGCCCAAGCAAAGUGGAAGCGGCAGCAGUUGGUUCAAACGUCUCGUGGGUGGGAGCUCAACAUCCAAUGGCGAGCGCUCAAUUCCGGUGCCUGAUGUACCCGAGCCUGCUUCUGCAACGCGUAUCCUCGGUAAACAGCGAUCGGAGAAAAACCUACGUGGGACUUCUACGAGCGGCCUGGCUGCAUAUGGCAAAGUACCUCCCUCACCCGCGCUUAGUGUCGAUACUGGCCUUCAUGCUAAUCCAUCGCUGACCUUGGGUCGUCGAGCAUCACCGAAUCGCAAGGCUGUACCUUCCUGGGAUAUUGAAACUGGCACACUGCGAUCGGCUGAUGGUCACUCAAUACAGAUACAGACGACCUUGUCCCCCCAGCGCGACGUGUUUGGUGCUCAGCAAUCAACGCCUGAACCCGCCCGGUCGCUCUCGCCCGCCUCGAGCAAGCCGUCAUUGAGGCGAGUUCCCGUGCCAAAGCUUGACGACGACACUUCCUCCCGAGCCGACGUAUCCGAGCACGGUCUGCAACUGAUCCCGGAGCCCAUUUCUGUGCCCAAGGCGCCCGAGACCGGGCUAUCCAAGCCUGAGCGAAGGAGGCCGGGGAAAAUCCAAGACCCCAGCUUCGCAAGCACAAAAGUCCAGGACAAAUUGCGUGAAACGAUUCGGCCUACAUCGCCCAUUGCAAACAUUACUGCAAGCCAAGCUGCGGAACUCCGGGCUGCGAUUGCCCAUGCUACUUCAGCCGACGAAUGCAGAAUGCUAUUGGAUCUUGUGCUUGGACAGUGGGGUGUAGGAAGACAUGAUCCAGAACCUUCCUCUGUUCCUCCCUUGUCCGCUGGUUGCUCUGAUUUCGACGACACGGACGAGGCCAUGGCUGUGGAUAUGCUCCUUGGCGAGGGUAACCUCAAGCGCGAACGUCAAUGGCCUCUGACGCCCAAGGAUUCACAUCCCAAGUUGUAUGAAGCUCGAGUGGCGGCCUCUCUUCGUUCUGCUGAAUAA